GAUAAAGAGGGCGCUGGGGGUGGGGCUCUCAGGGCCGCUUUUAAAAGACGUGUCUGGCCCGCGUGUUCCAGCCUGAGGGGAGAGGUUGACGCUUGACUGAGUAAUGGCGGCAGCGGGUGGCAGCCGGAGAACGCGUAGCCUGAGGCUAGGCCUGCCCCUGACCAACACCCGCCUGCAGGCAGGGUCCACCCCAGAAGAAGACGAGAAGUACAGCCUCAGUGAGAAAACUGGCUGCAGUGACUGGUUUCAGAGAUCCAGGGUCCCCAGCUUCGCUCAGAUGUUGAAAAAGAACUUGCCCAUUCAGCCAACAGUCCAGACGGUAACUCUACCUGCAAAAUGUUCCUCUGAAGGUGGCAACCUGCUAAAUAUGGCAUCUAAGGUCACACAAGUGACAGGUAAUUUUCCAGAACCAUUGCUUUCCAAGAGUCUUUCAUCUAUUUCAAAUCCUGUCCUUCCUCCAAAAAAAAUACCUAAGGAAUUUAUAAUGAAAUACAAACGUGGAGAGAUAAAUCCUGUGUCAGCCUUGCACCAGUUUGCACAAAUGCAGCGGGUUCAGCUUGACCUUAAGGAAACUGUCACAACAGGUAAUGUGAUGGGACCAUAUUUUGCUUUCUGUGCUGUGGUGGAUGGUAUUCAAUAUAAGACUGGACUGGGACAAAACAAAAAGGAAUCUAGAUCCAAUGCAGCAAAGCUAGCUCUUGAUGAGCUUUUACAAUUGGAUGAACCUGAACCAAGAAUUUUAGAACUAUCAGAUGGGAGAUAUACGCAGUAUUCCAAGAUCUCACAGAUUGUUAAAGAAACAUUUAACCAACUAAUUUCCAGUCAGUCACAAUAUCUGAGGUGUAGCAAUUCAUUGGCUGCUUUUAUUGUUGAAAGAGAUGGGCAUCAUGAAGUUGUAGCUGUGGGCACAGGUGAAUACAAUUGCAGCCAGUGCAUUAAGCCAAAUGGAAGAGUGCUACACGACACUCAUGGUGUUGUUACAGCAAGAAGGUCUCUCCUUAGGUACUUUUAUAGACAGCUUCUACUCUUCUAUAGCAAAAAUCCUAUCAUGAUGGAAAAAUCAAUAUUUUGUAUAGAACCAGCCUCUGAUCUCCUUACUCUGAAACAAGAUAUCAACAUUUACCUCUAUAUGAACCAGUUGCCUAAAGGAUCAGCCCAGAUUAAGUCACAGUUGCGUCUUAAUCCAAAUUCUAUAUCUGCAUUUGAAGCCAAUGAAGAACUGAGUCUCCAUGUGGCUGUUGGAGGCAAAAUUUAUCUCACUGUUUACUCUCCUGCAGACAUUGUUGAUAGAGUGAACAGUAUGUCCUCAAGUGACAAGUUGACAAGAUGGGAAGUUCUUGGUGUACAGGGAGCAUUGCUGAGUCACUUUAUACAGCCAGUUUAUAUCAGCAAUAUACUUGUUGGUGAUGGAAAUUGCAGUGAUACUAGAGGCUUAGAAAUUGCAAUAAACCAACGUGUUGACGAUGCACUCACUUCAAGACUUCCAAUGUUUUACUUAGUCAACAGGCCUCAUAUUAGCUUAGUGCCCUCUGCUUAUCCAUUUCAAAUGAAUUUGGAAUGUAAAUCUCUGAGUAUGAACUGGGCACAAGGGGACCUUUCUUUGGAGAUUGUGGAUGGCCUAAGUGGGAAGAUCACUGAAAGUUCUCCAUUUAAAAGUGGUGUGUCAAUGGCAAGUCGACUCUGUAAGGCUGCAAUGUUAAGUAGAUUUAAUCUGCUUGCCAAGGAAGCAAAACGAGAUGAUUUAUUCAAAGCAUGUACUUACCAUGCAGCUAAGCGUAUGUCUGCCUCCUAUCAAGAAGCUAAAACUUUACUGAAAUCCUACUUACAGCAACAUGGCUAUGGCUCCUGGAUUGUGAAAUCACCCUAUAUAGAGCAAUUUAACAUGUGA
Molecule: messenger RNA, 1888 nt
Organism: Octodon degus (degu)
Lineage: Eukaryota; Metazoa; Chordata; Mammalia; Rodentia; Octodontidae
Gene: Adad1
Product: adenosine deaminase domain containing 1
Exons: 11
Coding region: 104-1888 (594 amino acids)
Biological process (GO): RNA processing; adenosine to inosine editing
Cellular component (GO): nucleolus; cytoplasm
Molecular function (GO): double-stranded RNA adenosine deaminase activity; double-stranded RNA binding; tRNA-specific adenosine deaminase activity
Source: RefSeq, a predicted model, not a curated record